This is a messenger RNA of Solea senegalensis (Senegalese sole), 1292 nucleotides long. RefSeq lists its product as uncharacterized. Gene Ontology annotation, molecular function: lipid binding. Bases 317 to 1213 code for a protein of 298 amino acids. Gene Ontology annotation, cellular component: membrane; extracellular region. The transcript is spliced from 5 exons. The record is from RefSeq and is a predicted model, not a curated record. Gene Ontology annotation, biological process: lipoprotein metabolic process; lipid transport. NCBI's taxonomy places the organism in Eukaryota, Metazoa, Chordata, Actinopteri, Pleuronectiformes, Soleidae.
AGUAAAGUACAGAUACGUUAAUUUUGUACAGUACAGUAACAAAGUAAUAUGAUCAUGAUUACAGUGAUGAUUAUAGUUGGACAGCAAUGUGUGAAGAGUGUCCAAACUUGAGUGUAUGACUAAAAGCCACUUUAAAAGUCUUUGUCAAUGACAGACCAGACCACCACCCCCUGCCUUCAACCCACCACCACCACCACCACCACCACCACCGUACUCAACAGGGACACAGUCAGAGUCAGUGUACAGCGAGAUAGAACAUCGGCCCUACCUGGAUGUUCUGCCAGAGGACGAAAAUACAACCACGUCAGUGAGGUCGAUGCCUCGAUCUGGACUACGCUACCAGAGUGACUGCUUCUCUUCACGUCAUCAGUCCAAAAAGGACGCAGAUGAAAUCAUUGUGAUGCUGAGAUGGCUGACAAGAGUGUCGAAAUCGGACAUGACUCCAUCGCUGUAUGGCCUCAGUUUAGAAGAGGAAAUAAGAUCAUUUGAACAGAGGGCCAUGCAUGUGAGCAAGGCCCUGCGUCUCUACAAUCUCCUCUUAAUGAAGCGCAGUGACUGCAUGCGGAGCAUCAUCGCAGAGUUCAACUCCAUCUCCCACAGCCUGGACAAGAUGAAGAAGAAGGCCAAAACCAUGGGCAUAGCUGGGGGCACCACUGGUGCCGUGGGAGGGGUGACUGCAGUGAUAGGAAUUGCCUUGGCCCCUGUGACCAUGGGAGCCUCACUCAUCGCUACAGCCGUUGGUGCUGGCAUGGUAGCAUCCGCUGGGGGUAUGGGCGCGCACACUGUCAAGGCCAACAAGAAGACUGUGAAUAGGACGACAGUUGAGAGACUAGCAUAUGAUUAUAAGGGGAACAUUGUCGACAUAGAACACUGCCUGGAUUUUAUCCUCUCUGGUAUGAAUGACCUGCGAAGGCAUGACAUUGCCAGACUACAUAGGGCGGGAGCCCAGUCUGACGCACUAAAGAUGGCACAUCUGUCACAGACUGUGUUUCAGAAUAACGCGGACAAUGAAAAGAAGACUUCUUGUGGACUGUCGUCUCAGAAACUGCUUCGGGAUUUUGCCAAGGAAUUGGAUCAGUAUUUCACGGAGGAGGAGGGUGCGAUGCUGAAGAAGUCAAACAAGAGCAGGUUUUCUGGUCGCGUUCGUCUGCUGGCUGAAAAUCUGCAAGACCACCUGGAAUACCUCGUUCGAAUGUGGGAAAUGUUUAGUUGAAACACAGAACCCUUGGUGUGCAUGUGUGUGAGUGUGUGUGUUCGCACAUGGGUGUGUAUUAAGUUUCAGAAUGUUUUGA